AUGAGCGGGAACAAGAUGAUGCGGAGUGCAAAACGCGGUUUCGGCCCCCUUCCAGCACACUGGCUGUCGGAGCAGUUCACCGUAGUGGAUGCUGGAUAUGGCCAGAUUGCUUUCUACAACGCCAGGUGGCGCCGAUUCAUUCGGAUCUCGGGGAGCAACUUGAAGACCACCUCUACGAGGGCCGCCACGAACCUGCCAGGUCAUUGGGCUUCCCCGCGCUUCACCGUCUUUCCCGCAGGCCACGGAACCUUUGCCUUCCACAACACCGACGCAAACCGCUUCAUCCGAAUGACGGACAAGGUCAUGGAUAGCAGCGCAACGAAGGAUCCUCAGAACUUGCCAGACAGCUGGUCGUGGGAGCGCUUCAAGAUCGUCGUGGUCAGCGAGGCCACGCAAAAGGCCGACGAUGUGAGCUGGAGCUUUGACUGA
This is a messenger RNA of Symbiodinium sp. CCMP2456, 429 nucleotides long. The record is from the annotation of a GenBank genome assembly. Lineage: Eukaryota; Dinophyceae; Suessiales; Symbiodiniaceae.